UCAAAUUUCUGCCGUUAACGACUUGUGGCAUUAAUUCAAAGGCGUCAUCUGCAUUACUGCAUCAGAAGAAAACCCUUCGUAAUUAUUUCGGUGCUACAAGGAUUUCAACUUACAGAUAUAUUGCAUACAUUGCACAAAUUCAUUUAAACUUAGUUGAGAACUCUACUCUGCUUUCUUAAAGGCUAUUUUACCAACGGUUGCCACUUACGCCUCAACCAAACAAAGAAAUGGCUAGCAAGAUACCCGGUUUUACUUCGGGACUGAAACCCCCUUCGACUUCCUCUUCUUUAUCUAAUCUUGCCAAACGACGAGGUCCAGAGGUGUCAACAGUACAACCGAUUGAAAAGCGUCCAAGAACAACAGAUGAUGCUACAACCACAGCUAGUAGCCACCAGUCAUCGAGUAGUAUGAUGCGUUCAAAAUCAUUCAGUAACUUGGCCACUACUGGGCAAAAUGGAAAAUCAACAACUGUGGGUAGGGGUACAUCGACAGCCAUCAAAUCUCAUGCAUCUUCAACUCUUGGCCGCCCAGGUUUGGGUUGUAUUACUAAAAAGGUGGACUCUAUUUCAAAUGCCAUCACCAACAAGGGUGUUAAAUCCAAACCCCUAACUCUGGAAAGUAGGAUGAUUAUUAUCGAGAAGCGCCUUGGAGAGUUGGAAACCGAAAAUGCCGAGAAGAAGGAUACCAUCACUGUGUUAGACUCUACCAAUAAGAACCUCGAGGUCCACAUUAAGGACAAGGAAAGUGCAGUGAAUAUUUUGUCAGAUGAAAUCGACACUUUGAAGAGUAAAAUUAGGGGGUUAGAGAUGUCGAGUGCCACUGAAAAAACUCUGCUGGAAAAUAAGAUUCGAGAAUUGGAGUUCCUAAAAGGUCGUCUUGAUCGUGAGAAGACUAGUCUGGAAGGUGAACUAAUCGCCUCUCAGAAAGAAAUUGUUGGAUUAAAAUGCUCAAUGGCUGAGAUGAGCUCAGCCUCCGCUGGUCUUCGCGCGGAAUUGGAGUCUCUUCAGCGCCACUUAACAAUCGAACAAGCUGACAAUGCUAGGUUAAGAAAUGAUCUGUCUGUGGCAACAGCAGACAUUCAAGACUUACAAGCUCGACUUCGGCAAGAAGAAACUCAAAGACGUCUACUGCACAACACAGUUCAAGAACUGAAAGGCAACAUCCGCGUAUUUUGCCGAAUCCGACCCAUCAUUCCUUCGGACAAAAUGCCCGGAGGAAAAAUCGCGCAUUUAAACGUCUUACACGAUAAGUCUCUGGAAGUACACAAACUGAAUGCUGACAUGACUUUGAAUGAAAGCUCAAUGAAUGCUCCUGCAAGUGGCAAAGGACCUUCAAAAAUCGACUUCAAUUUUGAUCGAGUGUUUGGUCCUAAUGCAACUCAACAGCAAGUUUUCGAUGAGAUUUCUCAACUUAUUCAAUCGGCGUUGGACGGUUACAACGUUUGCAUUUUUGCAUAUGGGCAAACUGGUUCAGGCAAAACCUUUACUAUGGAAGGCGGAACUGCUGGGUCUGAAUCAGACGGGAUGAUUCCACGCUCUGUGCGUUUAAUUUUUGCUGCUUGUGAGGCCCUUCGAGCCAAAGGUUGGGCCUACAAGAUCGAAGCUUCUUUUUUGGAGAUCUACAAUGAACAAAUCCGCGAUCUACUUGGUCCUUCUGGAGGAGUUCACGAUAUUCGAAUCGUCAACAACGAAACUGUCGUCACGAAUCUUAAGGUUGAAGAGGUUACAAACGAACAACAGGUACAAAACUUACUUGCCAGGGCUCAGCAACAGCGUGCCGUCGCUUCAACCAGUUGCAACGAGCAUUCUUCUCGCAGCCAUAGUGUCCUGCGUCUGAAAUUGACAGGAGUUAAUGCUGAUACUACUGAGACUUCGAACGGAGUCCUUUACAUGGUUGAUCUAGCGGGUUCAGAGCGCCUCAAGGAGUCUGGUGCCACGGGUGACAGAUUGACCGAGACGAAGCACAUUAACAAAUCUCUUUCAAAUCUUGGCAACGUGAUCAUGGCACUUGCAGCCAAGGAAAGCCAUAUCCCAUACCGUAACUCAAAACUUACUUUACUACUUCAGCAAGCAUUGGGUGGCAGUGCUAAAACGCUUAUGUUCGUUAAUGUUUCUCCCAAAGAAAAUUGUACUAAUGAGACCGUUAACUCUUUGCGAUUCGCCGCAAAAGUGAAUGCAUGUCACAUUGGAACCGCCAUGAAAAAUAGUUAAACAUUCUCUUUUGGCCAAGCAUUUGAACUUACACUUAACGAACAAGAUUGCAAUUACCCUCUUUUACUAGUAGUCUAAAAUUUUGUCCUUUUUGAAAAAUACAUUAAUUUACUAGA
This is a messenger RNA of Daphnia pulicaria, 2326 nucleotides long. RefSeq names its product kinesin-like protein KIFC1. Gene Ontology annotation, biological process: microtubule-based movement. The record is from RefSeq and is a predicted model, not a curated record. Lineage: Eukaryota; Metazoa; Arthropoda; Branchiopoda; Diplostraca; Daphniidae. Gene Ontology annotation, molecular function: ATP binding; microtubule motor activity; microtubule binding. Bases 228 to 2210 code for a protein of 660 amino acids. The transcript has 9 exons.